Molecule: messenger RNA, 5214 nt
Organism: Falco peregrinus (peregrine falcon)
Lineage: Eukaryota; Metazoa; Chordata; Aves; Falconiformes; Falconidae
Product: sodium- and chloride-dependent GABA transporter 1-like
Exons: 15
Coding region: 310-2112 (600 amino acids)
Biological process (GO): neurotransmitter transport; sodium ion transmembrane transport
Cellular component (GO): plasma membrane
Molecular function (GO): gamma-aminobutyric acid:sodium:chloride symporter activity
Source: RefSeq, a predicted model, not a curated record
CGUGAGCUCAAAGCUCAUUAAGGGCUCAUCGAUACAGGCGAUGAGGAGCUGCGUGGGGUGAGGCAGGGGUAGAGGGGCCCCAAGGCAGGAGGGGCUCAUAGCUACCCUCUGUGUGGGAAAGCAGGCCAGUAUGUGCCUCUCUGGGCUGGUGUCUCCGUGAGCGGCUCUGCGCACCCCAAGGACCUUCAACUGGCCAGCACCCUGAGGAGCUUUGCCCAGCACUUACUUCAUCCGUGGUCAGCCAGGGUGGAAACUGCCCUUCCUGCUCCUCCUGCCCCUGAGCAAGAGUGGCCAUACAUCUAAGUCACCAUGGGCAAGAUGGACAACACCUCCGUGGAGCUGAGCUCCCCCUCCGAGGUGAAGGAAGCAGCUCUGGAGGAGUCAGAGCCCAUCGCCCCCGAGGCUGUGAGCACUAAGAAGAAGAAGAAGGAGAUCCCAGACAGGGGCUCCUGGAAGGGGAGAUUUGACUUCUUGCUGUCCUGCGUGGGCUAUGCUAUCGGUCUGGGCAAUGUUUGGCGCUUUCCGUAUCUCUGUGGCAAGAACGGAGGAGGGGCCUUCCUCAUUCCCUAUUUCCUGACGCUGGUGUUUGCUGGGAUUCCUCUAUUCCUGCUGGAAACUGCUCUGGGCCAGUAUACCUCUGUCGGCGGACUGGGAGUCUGGAAAUUAGCACCCAUGUUUAAAGGAGUGGGACUGGCAGCUGUGGUUCUCUCCUUCUGGCUGAACAUCUACUACAUCGUCAUCAUUGCCUGGGCUCUCUACUAUCUCUUCAACUCUUUCACUGCGAACCUGCCAUGGCAGAGCUGCGGGAAUGCCUGGAACACCAACCGUUGCUUCUCCAACUAUUCCCUGGAUGACACCACCAAUCUCACCAGCGCCGUCACCGAGUUCUGGGAGAGGAACAUGCACCAGAUGUCUGGGGGCCUGGGGGAGCCUGGCACCAUCCGCUGGCCCCUGGCUGGCACACUGGCCCUGGCCUGGCUGCUGGUCUACUUCUCCAUCUGGAAGGGCGUGGAGUGGACAGGCAAGGUGGUGUAUUUCUCAGCCACCUACCCCUACUUCAUGCUUUUCAUCCUCUUCUUCCGGGGAGUCACCCUGCCAGGAGCCAAGGAGGGCAUCCUCUUCUACCUCACGCCUGACUUCAGAAAGCUCUCCAACUCCGAGGUCUGGAUGGACGCAGCCACGCAGAUCUUCUUCUCUUACGGCCUGGGGCUGGGCUCUCUGAUCGCUCUGGGGAGCUACAACACUUUCCACAACAAUGUCUACAGAGAUUCCAUUAUUGUCUGCUGUAUAAAUUCCACCACAAGCAUAUUUGCUGGGUUUGUUAUUUUCUCUAUUGUUGGCUUCAUGUCACACAUCACGAAGAAGUCGAUCUCAGAGCUGGCCUCUUCAGGCCCUGGACUGGCUUUCCUUGCCUACCCACAGGCUGUCACACAGCUGCCCCUCUCCCCGCUCUGGUCGAUCCUCUUCUUCUCCAUGCUGAUGAUGUUGGGUCUGGACAGUCAGUUCUGCACCGUGGAAGGGUUCAUUACAGCCCUGAUGGAUGAAUAUCCUAAUCUCCUCAGAGCCAGGAAGAAGGUCUUCAUCGCAGUAGUCUGUUUCAUCUCUUAUCUCAUUGGAUUCUCCAAUAUCACCCAGGGUGGCAUUUAUGUCUUCAAGCUGUUUGAUUACUACUCAGCCAGUGGCAUGUGUCUUCUCUUUCUUGUCUUCUUCGAGACCGUCUCAAUUUCUUGGUGUUACGGUGUGAACAGGUUUUACAGGAACAUCGAAGAAAUGAUUGGCUACAGACCUUGCAUCUGGUGGAAGAUCUGCUGGGCCUUCUUCACUCCUGUUGUCUGCCUCGGUGUGUUCUUCUUCAGCGUGGUGGAAAUGACCCCUCUGACACUGGGAAAAUAUGUUUAUCCUGCGUGGGGACAAGGCAUUGGUUGGCUUAUGGCUCUGUCCUCCAUGGUACUUAUUCCAGGAUACAUGCUGUACUGUUUCUUCACCUCAACAGGGACUCUCCGGCAGCGUUUGCAGAAGAUGACACAGCCCAAGCCAGAGGUGCACGCUCAGAACAAUGGCCUCCAGCCGAAGACAUCCUUGAAUGGGAGGGUCUUGGAUGCUGCCGUCUAGAAGAGCCCAGACUUCCUCACCAUGCCCUGUAGAUGCUCAUGCCACGUUGUCCCUUGAGCUUCUCCGGCACAGCUCGCUGUCCCUGGCUCCACGGUGGCUUUUACUUGUCAAAGAGAGGAGCUGGCAGCGGAACCCUCUCACAUCUCUUCCUCCCAGCCCAGCUUACCAAAGCUCUGCGCAAGCAGUGACUGUCUUCAUCCUGCAAUAACCUGGUCCAGGCUCUCAGUGCCCAGGUCUUCCUCCUCAUGACAAGUGGUGAUGUCUCUAGAGAGCUUAAACUGAUCACUGAUCAUUUUUCUGUUCUUCUUCUUGCCUUUCCAGGUGAACCUCCAUAAAGCAUCCCAUAGCACACAGCUGUGCUGUCACCCCAGGGAGCCAGCUGACACCGCGUUUAAAUCCCAGCCAGUUGUCGAUUGAUCUAGCAUAAACCAACACUAGUAAACGUGUAACUGGAGGGGAUAUGGCAGAAUGAGGGAUUCCAGUGAGGAGCCCAGCGCGCUGGUAGCUGUAGGACAUCGCUCUAAAACUGGAGAAGGGCAUCAGGACAGUGUGUGCUGCUCACAGGUGCCAUGUUUCAGCCCUGUGCAGUCUCCAGCCCUUUUCACUGCAUCCAUUGGGGCUGGCACUGUGAGCCAGAGCCUAGCAGAGUAGGCAGCCUUUUUCUUCCGGAGUGUCCUGCCCUCUGCAGCAGUGUGCAGUAGCUGCUUCCUGACCCUAACAUAAGUGGAGGGCUCUUUGCUAGAGGCUGUCAAGUCUUCUACACUGACCACUCUCAGCCGCAGUCAGCUUUGUGCAGAGGCUAAAGACCUGUGUGUGAUGGAGAGACUUUCCAGCAGUGUGCAAAUCUCCCCCCGAAGCCAAGCCGGAGCAGGGUAGUUCCUGCCAAACACCCUCCCUGGCUGCGUCCCCAGGUGGGAAGCGGUAAGAUGCAUCAUAGUGCCCAUGGGUGGUUUAGCUUCUACCUUUGGCAGGAACUGGCAACACCUAAAUCCCAGCUAGUGGAAGGCAGGAUCUCCUGGGGGAGCCUGCAGGACAUAGCUGCCAUGUUCAAACCCACUCCUGUGAACCAGUGCUGACUUCCCUUGGGAAGUGUCUGUGCAGACAGCUGCUGGCGCUGGCACGUCCCGACUCCCAGCACACACAUCACAGGAGGCUGAGAGCUGUUGCAGACGAUGCUGGAGGAGUGUAUAACACCUCAGAGAAGGCUGGGAAGUGUUUCAGAGCAGUCCUAAAGCAGCAGCGUAUUUCUUAGUUCUAAAGCCUUGAUAAAGGAGGUGGCUCAUCAUAACACCAUGUGCAGGUGUGAUAGUGAUGCUCCCAUUUGUGACAGCUUCCCAGUGACCCCAAGCAGAGGUAUCUGUGUACUCAGAGUAUUUGAUGAGCACCUGUCAUAGAAGUGCACACGUGGUGUAACUUAGUGCAGAUUAGUCUCUCCCUUCCCUUGGCACUCUGACAGCAUUGCUAGGUCUGUUCACGCUCCCGGGUUCAGCUCAGAAACAACAAAUUCAUAAGUAAGUGCCCAGGAAAAGGUGUGUCCCACUCAUGCUUCCUACCAGAGUCUGGUCUUGUAGGUGCCAUGUUGAAGUCCCCUGUGGGUCUCACCACAGGUGCCAGCUGAGCGGUGAGCCGGUGUGCAAUUGCCCUGCACUCCAAUAGGAGCUGAAAAAUGAUGCAGGUUGGUCCCAUGCUGCCUGCCUCUGGUGCAUGGGGCCAGCCUGCUCUUCUGCUGGUCUCCCAGACUCAGGGUCAGUAAUGUAAAGAGGAAAGAAGUUGUCUGUUUAAAGCUGAAUUCAGUCACCUUUGGGGUUGGGUUCCCUACCAACUCAUCAAUGCAUCUCAAUUAACAUUGCUUUAGAUGUAUAACCAAUUUGUAUUUGUACAUGUGGCGCAUGCUGUGUCCUGGCUCUUAGUGGUUGUGGCUGCCAGGUCUUGAGUGCAUGUUUUGAGGUCUCCAACACCACGAGCUGAGAUCACACCCUCUCCCACAUCUAAUCAUUUGGGUGUUUACAUCAAAAAAAUUGCAGCUGUUAAAUAGACAUGAGGAAACGCUGAAUUUACAGGCUUGAUCUUGUAAAGCCGAAAGCCAAACACUGAAAGCUGCAAUCAUAGUUCAUCAUAAUUAAUCUCAGCCAGUCACAGACAUGUCAGCUUGCCUUUCCUUGCCCCUUAAUUGCUAGCGCCAGUAGAGCUGAAAUCUUCUAUUUCACUUCACCUAUUUUUAUAAACCAGAGGACAAAGGAAACCACUCUUCAUAUACAUAUAUGUCCUCUGAGAGGGACAUCUGUAGUGAAAACAGAUGUUAGCCUCUGAUUGUUGCAGCAAUGAUCUUUACUAGAAACCUGCUUUUGCUCUGCAUCCAGGUCACAUAACCUCCCUGAGAGCUGCGCAGGUGAGUGAUGGCCAAAGAAGUCCAUUCUUGAGUGAGGCCUUAAAACCAUGGAAGACCCAGAUUUUUCCAACUUCACUGGGGCAGCUCAGGUCAGAGGUAGAACAAAUCUAUCAGUGUUCAUUUUGUAAACUCUUGGCCAAAAAGCUUGGUUGUUGGGAGAGCUGUUCAAAGGGUUGGGCUGUCCAGGUUGUUCCUCCAAGAGAGUGGAGAAGGAAGGGUCCAGAAAACAAAGUCCCUUCCCUGGUGACUGAGGAUAUGCCUAAAUCUCCAAUUCCUUUUUGCUGGGAAUUUAAUCCCAGCAUCUCUCUGACUUGUGGCUUUGCGUGUGACAGGCGCACAUCACUCCAGGUACAGCAGCAGUGGCUACGCUGCACACGGGCUGCUCAUAACAACAACAAUAUUUGAUGAGAUUUAGCUAUUUGCUCAGUUCCCUGCCUGUGACCUUCCCAUUUGCUCUCCCUCCUGCCCUGCUCCUUUUCGUUGUCUUGCUUCACUUCUUCCCCAUGUCUAUCCAGUAGAAAUUAUCUACCUCAGCGUACUUCCUGCUUUUUUGCUUUCACCACUGUCAAAUUACAGCUCUCCCCCCUUUCUCUUCUCCUUUGUCUUCUUUCCUCAUUUCUAUCUCUGUUAUUACCAGCAUCACUCCUGCUUCUCUCACGUGCUCUCCUGUGGUUCAGCCACUCACUGUGCACACACUCACCCCUUCUGCCUGC